Molecule: messenger RNA, 566 nt
Organism: Suncus etruscus (white-toothed pygmy shrew)
Lineage: Eukaryota; Metazoa; Chordata; Mammalia; Eulipotyphla; Soricidae
Product: F-actin-capping protein subunit alpha-1-like
Exons: 2
Coding region: 12-566 (184 amino acids)
Biological process (GO): barbed-end actin filament capping; actin cytoskeleton organization
Cellular component (GO): actin cortical patch; F-actin capping protein complex
Molecular function (GO): actin filament binding
Source: RefSeq, a predicted model, not a curated record
GGGAAGCCAAGAUGGCCGACUUCGAGGACCGGGUGUCAGAUGAGGAGAAGGUACGGAUAGCUGCUAAAUUCAUCACUCAUGCACCCCUUGGUGAAUUUAAUGAAGUAUUCAAUGAUGUCCGACUACUACUUAAUAAUGACAAUCUCCUCAGGGAAGGAGCAGCACAUGCCUUUGCCCAGUAUAACAUGGAUCAGUUCACACCUGUGAAGAUAGAAGGCUAUGAAGAUCAGGUUUUGAUUACAGAACAUGGUGACCUGAGCAAUAGCAGAUCCUUAGAUCCAAGAAACAAGAUUUCCUUUAAGUUUGAUCACUUACGGAAAGAAGCAAGUUACCCCCAACCCGAGGAAGUAGAUGGCGGUCUGAAGUCUUGGAGAGAAUCCUGUGACAGCGCUUUAAGGGCCUACGUGAAAGAUCACUAUUCCAAUGGCUUCUGUACUGUUUAUCUUUGUUUAUUUAACAUGUUCUUCAACAGUGAUGAUGGUAUCCGCGAAUUCAGUGAUGAUGACAAUGUCUAUGCUGAUACCCUCACAUCAGAGACAUCUGAAGCUGUUUGGACACACAGAUGA